AUGAUGAAGUUGUCUUCUCUUGUCGUGUUUUUCUUUAUCUUCCCAAUCGCAUUUGCUCAACUGCGAGUUGGGUUUUAUAGUCAGACAUGCCCUCAGGCCGAGACUAUUGUACGCAAUUUGGUGCGUCAAAGGUUCGCUGCUGAUCCAACCGUAACCGCUGCUUUGCUCCGUAUGCAUUUCCACGACUGUUUUGUUAACGGCUGCGACGCGUCUCUCCUCAUUGACGGAACCAGCUCCGAGAAAGCCGCAGGACCAAACGGAAGCGUAAGAGAAUUUGGCCUUAUCGACCAGAUCAAGACUCAGCUAGAGGCCGCGUGUCCCUCCAGAGUCUCAUGCGCUGACAUCGUCACACUAGCGACACGUGACUCCGUGUCAUUAGCCGGAGGUCCGAGCUACAGCAUCGCCACGGGAAGGCGCGAUGGUUUGGUCUCGAACAUGGCUAACGUAAACUUACCGGGUCCAACAAUCUCCGUCUCCGGAGCCGUCAGUUUCUUCACUAACAAAGGGUUGAACGUUUUCGAUGCUGUGGCUCUUUUGGGUGCACACACCGUUGGUCAAGGUAACUGUGGUCUCUUCAAUGACCGGAUCACUAAUUUCCAAGGAACCGGACGACCCGACCCGUCCAUGGACCCUGCUUUGGUUUCUAGCCUAAGGAACACAUGCGCAAACAGCGCGUCCGCGGCACUAGACCAGUCUACUCCAUUGAGGUUCGACAACCAGUUCUUCAAGCAGAUCCGUAAGAGGAGAGGAGUGUUGCAGGUUGACCAGCGGCUCGCAUCAGACCGACAGACUCGUGGUAUUGUGGCUCGAUAUGCCAACAACAAUGCCUACUUUAAGCGUCAGUUCGUUAGAGCAAUGGUGAAGAUGGGAGCCGUAGAUGUGCUUACUGGUCGUGCUGGUCAAAUCAGGAGGAACUGCAGAAGGCUCAACUGA
Molecule: messenger RNA, 933 nt
Organism: Microthlaspi erraticum
Lineage: Eukaryota; Viridiplantae; Streptophyta; Magnoliopsida; Brassicales; Brassicaceae
Source: the annotation of a GenBank genome assembly